AUGGAUCUCGGACUUGGACGUAUAAAAGCCCUUCUAAAUGCCUUGGGCAACCCUCAAGAGAAACUCAAAGUAGUUCAUGUUGCUGGCACAAAUGGCAAAGGAUCUAUUUGUGCAUAUAUUUCAUCGGUUUUACACCAACACGAAAUCAGUGUUGGACGAUUCAAUUCGCCUCAUCUUCUUGAGCCAUGUGACAGCAUUCGAAUAAACGAGGAACCGAUUACGCAAAAUACUUAUGUUAAUGCAUGCAAACAUAUUCAAGCUGUGGACACCGGAGCCGGCACUCAUGCAACAUCGUUUGAAUGUCAAGUGGCGACUGCACUGUGGAUAUUUGAUCAGAUGAAAUUGGAUGUAGUUGUGAUUGAAGUUGGAAUGGGAGGAGAGCUGGAUGCCACCAAUGUAUUCUCUACACCGCUUGUGAGUAUCUUGACACCUAUAGGGUGGGAUCACGCCGGCAUGUUGGGUGGCUCAAUCGAGUCAAUUACAAAAGCAAAGGCUGGAAUCAUAAAACCCGGUUGUCCUGUGGUCAUCUCUCCACAAGAUGAUCCUAUUGUGCUUGAUAUUCUAGUGUCUUGCGCUCAAAACCUAGAAUCACCUUGUGUAUGUGUACAGUCGGCCGAAUGCAUUUCACAAACCAACCAUGGCAUGAUGUGCCGCCUAGACUAUGUGGCCGAAAAUACACUCACUCACGAAUCCUGGAAUGUUAACCAUGAAUAUCCUAUACCACUCAAUGGUGAUUACCAGCGCUCGAACUCUGCUACAGCUGUCACUGUCUUGGACUGGCUUAGUCGCCUUGAUACUUUGCCAAAUUUCAAACUUGAUUUUGACAAGCUUAAGCUUGGUAUGCAGAAGACAACUUGGCCUGGUCGUCUUGAUUGGAUUACUCCCGAAACACACCCAAAGCUCAAAAGAUCAGAUUGGGAUAUUCCCUCAGUUUUGGUUGAUGGGGCCCACAAUCCACCAGCAACAAAUGCUUUGCGUAUCCAUGUCGAUAGUCUCUGUAGCAAAUAUCAUCUCUCGCGUGUGAUUUGGAUAUUGGGUGCUACCAUGGGCAAAGAUAUCGAAGUGAUGCUCAAAACUCUUGUUCAACCCAACGACAUUGUGUAUUCUGUGCCAUUUUCACAGCCAAGUGGAAUGCCAUGGAUAAACUGCGUGAACCCAAUGGAUAUUUCAGAUUGCGCAAAAACCCUUGCUGCAGAGAGCCAAGGAUUUCAGUCACUCCAUGAUGCUCUUGUCAAAGCAUCUUCUGUUUUACGUCACGGUCGUGAUUUGGUGGUGCUGUGUGGGUCCCUAUAUCUUGUUGCCGACUUUUAUCGUUUGCUGGAUUGA
This is a messenger RNA of Phycomyces blakesleeanus NRRL 1555(-), 1326 nucleotides long. RefSeq lists its product as hypothetical. The transcript has a single exon. Gene Ontology annotation, cellular component: cytoplasm; cytosol; mitochondrion. The record is from RefSeq and is a predicted model, not a curated record. NCBI's taxonomy places the organism in Eukaryota, Fungi, Mucoromycota, Mucoromycetes, Mucorales, Phycomycetaceae. Gene Ontology annotation, molecular function: tetrahydrofolylpolyglutamate synthase activity; dihydrofolate synthase activity; ATP binding. Bases 1 to 1326 code for a protein of 441 amino acids. Gene Ontology annotation, biological process: folic acid-containing compound biosynthetic process.